AUGUCCUUCUUCAGUAGGAAGAAGCAUACUCAACAACAGGCCAGCACUUCUGUUGCACCAUCACCUGCGAGCGCUGCCCUCGCCCAGAUCCAACAGCAGCCUUCGACGGGCCAGCAACAGCAACAGCCUCAAAAGCAACUAUCUAAGGAGACCAGCUACGAUAGUGGUCUGAAUGGCCGCGGUAGCCCCUCCCCCGCCAUCAACGGUGUCCAGCCAGGCAUCACCCAGACAGCUCAGCGCAGUGGGCAGGCCCCGCCACCGGCACCGAACAGCACGAACCCUGCUCCCGCGGCCCCGCCAGGCGGCCAGCAAGGCCAGCAGUCAAGCUCAGGCCAGCGACCAGCUUAUCCAUGGUCACAGCGCCGCCUCCAGCUCCCCCCACCGGUGACGAUUCCCAAGCCAGGCGUCGCGCCGCCCACCGCAGCGUCGCCAUCGCCCUUCCCCAGAUAUGGCCAUGCGCUGCCUGCGAAUGCGACGACGUCUGGAGAGCUGUUCCUCUUCGGCGGUCUUGUGCGAGAGACGGUGCGAAACGACCUCUACCUCAUCUCUACAAGGGAUCUGUCUGCGACGCUGCUGCAAACGACGGGAGAGAUCCCGUCGCCCCGUGUUGGUCAUGCCAGCGCUCUCGUUGGGAGUGUUCUGAUUGUGUGGGGAGGCGACACCAAGACGAGCUCGAAGGCGAAGCCGGGAGAUAAGCAGGACGAUGGGCUAUACCUGCUCAACCUCGUCUCACGCGAAUGGACCCGAGUCGCUGUCUACGGCCCUUCGCCAGUAGGCCGCUAUGGUCAUGCGGUGACAAUGGUGGGCUCGAAGUUCUACGUCUUUGGUGGGCAAGUGGAUGGGGAAUUCCUAAACGACCUGUGGUCCUUCGACCUCAACUCACUGAGAACGAAGGCUACGUGGGAGCUGGUCGAGCCCGUAGAAGGCUCGCCUCGCCCCCCCAAGCGAACAAGCCACAUCUGUGUGACGUACGGCGAGAAGAUCAUCUUAUUCGGCGGAACGGACUGCCAGUACCACUACAACGAUACCUGGGCGUUCGAUACCAACACCAAGACGUGGACCGAGUUGACUUGCAUCGGCUUCAUUCCUUCCCCACGAGAGGGCCACUCCGCGGCCAUGGUCGACGACGUCGUUUAUGUCUUUGGUGGUCGAGGUGUUGAUGGGAAAGACCUUGGAGACCUCGGUGCCUUCAAGGUGUCUAACCAGCGGUGGUACAUGUUUCAGAAAAUGGGACCUGCGCCGUCGCCACGAUCGGGUCAUGCGAUGGCAUCCAUGGGCUCGAGAGUGUUUGUGCUCGGGGGUCUCGGCGGCGAGUCGCUAAACCCUCAGAAGCCCGAGGACCCCUCGAUCAUUCAUGUGCUUGACACAAAGCAUAUCAAAUACCCGGACUCGAGCAAGCCACCCCCACCAGCAGUGAAUGGGCGAAAAUCGGUCAGUGCUCAGCCUCAACCGGUGCAGAGACCCAGCGGUGAUGCUGGUGCACCUCUCCAGCCGCGAGAAGAAUCUCCAUAUGACAAGGUCAUCGAUAACGAUGAGGCGCGGCGGGCAGGUUCUCCGACCGGACGACAGCUGCUCGUGAACGGAACCCAGUCCUUGUCAAGCAAAGGCAAGGUCAAGGCACGCGACGGAGAUUACGAGGGUUAUGAUGUCGGUGAGAGUAGCCCUGACACCGUGGAGUCUUCGGGUAUGCGCGAGAAUGCUGUCUCCCCCGACGGCGGCCGGGCGAAGAGCCCCACCAACAUGGGCGCGAGCCGUGCUGUGUCCCCCUCCCAAGCCGCCGAGAUGUAUGAUCCUGCUGGUCCUCAAGCUAGUCUGGCGAGUGUCAUCAUGCAGCGCAACGGCGUUAAUGCUCGCAGUCCAUCGCCGGUGGUUGUAGAGCGGGCGAAGAGCCCCCUCGAGAGUUUCCACAACAGGGCCCCCGCUUCUCCUACCGUGAACGGCUUUGUGAAACCAGGAUCGACUGGCAACCUCACCGCCGACCUGAUCCGCGACCUCAAGGACAAGGAGGCUGAGGUAGAGGCACUGAAGAAGAAGCAGGCUUGGAUGAAGGCAGCCCUACUGAAAGCGGAACGUUCUGGGUUCAUCUACGCCGAGUCAGAAGAGGAGCUGUCCUCGCGCGCGGACGAUGACGACAUUGAUAGCAGGAAGGUCACAGAGAUGGUGAUCAACUUCAAGCAAUUGAAGGCUAAGAUUCAGGUGGCCGUCCUCGAGCGUGCCAAGGACGCAUCAGACCGGGUAUACGAAGCUGAACGCGUCCGCGCUAGUGCCGUGCAGGAGGCCGCGUUCUAUCGGGCUAAGCUCGCCGCUCUCGAGACAUCGUCUGACAACGAAGUCGCGAAAAUUGAGCGCGAACGCAUUGCGGAUCUCGAGCGUCAGCUUGCUGUUGCGCUUUCUGGCCAAGUUGAGCGCGACCGCAAGAUCCAGGAGCUCAAUGACUCGGUCUCGUUGCAAACCACUCUCUUGGAGCAGGCAGAGGCUCGUGCGGAGGAUGCGUCGAAGCGUGCUGACACUUUGGCGCAGGCACACGAGCAGCAAACCGAGGCUCAUAACGCCUUGCGCGACCGCCACGCGAAGUUGGAGGCGAAGCACAGGGAGACAUCGGACAGCCUACUUUCACAGACGUCUCUAGUAGAGCAGCACGAAGCCGACUACAUCAAGGCCCAGUCUCAGCUCGACGACCUUCUCAGGGAGCACGACCAGCACAUCCGUGCUCUCGACCAGACACGCGCUGCUCUCGAGGCUGCGUCCGCUCGUGCUGAUGAGGUCGAUGCUCAGUACGCUCGUGCUCGUGAGCACAUUGGUCAGCUCGAGGCUGACGUCGCGGAGCUUCGUGGUGAGCUAGAGUCGCGCACUGCAGAGAUCGAAGCUGCUCGUGUGCGCAUCGCGGACGUUGAGAACUUCUGGGCGAAGUCUCGCGAGGAGGCCGAUGCUUUCCGUGCCGUUACCACCGGCAGCUUAGGAAAGCUUCUCGACUCUCACCACGAGCUCAGAAGCGACGAGGACCGUCUCACUCGCGGCUACUCAGAGAAGAUCAACGCCCUUCAGAACGAGGUCUCCUCCCUUCGUGACAUGCUCAGAGACACUUCGCGUCGCGCCGAAGAAGCCCAGGAGGAGCUCUCCAGGGAGCGUCAGAAGGCUCGCGAGGCGGAGACAGAGACCCUCUCUCUGCGUUCCCAGGUCGUCGGCUUCCGCACGCAGCUCUCCAUCGCCCUUGCCGACAGCGGACGCCUGCACAAGGAUCUGCUCGCCAAGGAGACUGAGCUUCAAGCGAAGAGCAAGGAGGCUUCUGCCGCUGCCAUGCGUAUGGAUGCUAUGCGCUCCUACCUCGCUGCUAACGGCGUCGUCGCCGAGGACGAUGACGGGAAUCCGCUCAAGGCUGAUGACGUUAUGUCUGCUCGUAUCCAGGAACUCGAGGACAGGCUUGCAGAGCGUACGCGGGCGCACGAGAUCGCUGAGCGCGAGCUCCAAACGCUUCUCUCCCAGAAGCAGGAUGUCGACGCGCAGGUUGAAUCGCUUUCGGCGCAAUUGGACCGCCUUCGCACCACACAGAGCCCAUCGCGCCGCAACGGCCACGAUAGCGGCUCCGAGGUGCGCAUUUCCGAAUUGGAGCAAAAGCUGGAGGAGACCGAGAGCUCGUACAAGGCUCGGCUCCAGCAACUCGAGGAGGACUAUCAGCUCGCCGUUCAUUACGUUAAGGCAACUGAGAAAACGAUGCGCAAGAUGAAGGAUGAGCUGACGAAGCAGAAGACUCUGAAUCAGAGCAUGCAGGCCGAGAUGGAGCGCGGAUCACCAAGCAUGAGGUUGCGAGGGCUCAACGGCCGUGGGACGCCUUCGUCAGACGACAGCAACGAGUUCUUGCGCAACCAGCUGCAGGAUGCUCAGCGUCAGGUCCAGCGUCUCAACAACGACAACAAGGACCUGCGCAACCGGAUAGAUAGCCUCGAACAGGAUCUCGAACACAUGCGGGACAACGUCAUCCAGUCCCAGCGCGAGUCUGACGAACGACUAUCCCGCAUCGAGGAGCUCGAGCAAGACGUGGAGCGCCUGCAGAACUCGCUCGUCAUCGCGCGCGGCGGUCACGAUGAAACGCUUCUCGAGCAGCUCAGCAACGAGAACACCAAUCUCAAGCGCGAGAACGAUCAGCUUUCACAUAAAAUCGAGCUUCUCCUCGCCGUCGACCAGCCUUCUUUCGGCCAUGGUCGUCCCAUGUCUGGCAUUUCGGAACGCCGUGCUAGCACUUCGAGCUCAGAAAACGCCAUGGCGUUCGAGCACUUGUCAAGCGAGUUGGAUGAUUGGCAGCGACAGCUCGCCAGUUCCAUGAGCAAUCGCAGGCCAGUCCUAGAAUACGAUUCGCCUUCUCUCGGUCAUGAACGAGCCCGGUCGCGCUCAUGA
Dichomitus squalens LYAD-421 SS1 is the source of this 4392-nucleotide messenger RNA. RefSeq lists its product as uncharacterized. The transcript is spliced from 9 exons. Bases 1 to 4392 code for a protein of 1463 amino acids. The record is from RefSeq and is a predicted model, not a curated record. Gene Ontology annotation, molecular function: protein binding. NCBI's taxonomy places the organism in Eukaryota, Fungi, Basidiomycota, Agaricomycetes, Polyporales, Polyporaceae.